GAAGUUGUCGAAAUUAUAUACGAGGGAGGAAAAGUGUAAUGAGAAAAGUGCUCAAUAUUGAAUGAACGAUAAAAACAUAGUAAAUAAAAUUAAAAAAGUGAUGUAAUGAGGUAAAGAUGUCCAAGUAAAUAUAGUUCGUGAAUAUAUAAUAAAAAUCGUUAGUGUGCGAAAUAAGUUUGUAAGAGAAAAUUAAGGAGAAAAAAAGGAGUUUCCGUUGAUAAGGCUGAAAUAAAUUAAAAAAGGAAGUAUUUGAAACGGAUCACAGAAAAUCGAUGUAAGAAAGAGAGAAUAGAAGAGGUGACAUUGAAUCGACGUGGUUUUAGGAGACCAGGGUAUGCGAUUAAAAAUAAGGAGUAGAUAAUAUGAGAAAAAAGAUACGGUACAAGAAAGAAAAAAUACCACAAUAAAAAUAAACACAUAAGGACAUAAUAGGGAAAAAACAGCAACAAGAACAACAUACAGGCAGAAAAGAAGAAGAAGAAGAGAAAAGAAGAAGAGAAGUUAGUGUAAAAGAAAGACUUAAAAAAUACCACAAUAAAAAACAGGAACACAUAAGGACAUAAUAGGGAAAAAACAACAACAACAACAACAUACAGGCAGAAAAGAAGAAGAAGAAGAAGAAGAGAAAAGAAGAAGAGAAGAAGUUAGUGUACAAGAAAUAAAUAAAAAAAAAACACAAUAAAAAAUAGAACACAUAAGGACAUAAUAGGUAUAAAAAAAACCAUAGAGGCAAAAAAGAAGAAGAGAGAAGAAGAAGAGGAGAAGUUUGUGUACAAUAAAUAAAAAUAAAUAAAACCCUACCAGAAUAAAAUACAGAACAGAAGCCAUUAAUAGCAACAACAACAACAACAACAACAACAACAACAACAACAUACAGGCAGGAAAGAAGAAGAAGGAGAGAAGACGAAGAAAAGAAGAUAGGAAGAAAGAAAGAAAUAGACUAGAUAGAAAGAAGGAAAAUAAACUAUCACAAAAAAUAUAAAAGAAAAGACCAAAACAAAAGGAAAAAAAAAACCAUACAGGCAGGAAAUACCGAAUAAAGGAAAUGAUGAAGAGAAAAGCAUUGUGACAUAUGAUGUAAAAGGUCACCAACAUAUAGAAAACGUUCGCCUCCGGUAGGAAGAAAAACACACACACACAUUACAUUGGAGUGGGAGUUUAUGGCGGCCAGAAGGAACACGUCAACCCCUCACCUGACGAGCCGACAGGUGGAGGCGGGACUGAACGCUCGAUAACCAGUGAUAGACGGUGAUUACUUCAACACCACCACCACCAUCACCACCACCAUCCCCACUACGCUACAGGUCGGCGCCGAGGACACACACACACGAGACGCGCUGAGGAAAGAGAAGAAGCAAAGAGAGAGGAAUUACCAAGAAAAAGUUAUACAAGACCUUAACUAUAUAUAGAUAGAGGCUUGUGUCAUCUUCGUCAUGGGAAACCACGAACUGAAGGAAGAAUUUGACACUUAAAAAGAACGUAGAGUUUCUGAGAAGGACAAACGCAGGACGAGAAGAGAGAGUAACAUUACAUAAGAGGUGUUUGUGGUUUCUUCGUCAUUGAGAAACAUAAUAUCACAAGUUAAAGAGAGAAUUUGACACUUUAAUAACCACAUACAGCCUCUGAGAAGGACAAACAGAGGAAGAGAAAAGAGAGGAGCGUUACAUAAGAGGUGUUUGUGGUUUCUUCGUCAUUGAGAAACACAAUAUCACGAGUUAAAGGGAGAAUUUGACACUUAAAAAACACAUACAGCCCCAGAUAAGGACAAAUACAGGAGAAGAAAAGAGAAGAGCGAUAUAUUAGAGAUGCCUCCCGUCGCGGCCAGACACAUCAGGGUGGCGGAGGAGUUUUGGAGUCGCCAGUAUGCGGACAAGACCCGGCCGGUGCCCCUCGCUGUGGUGAAGGAGCGGCUGAUGCAGACGAGGGACGCAGACGCUCUCCCAAACGCUCUAGUGACCAAGCUGCUCGUGGAGGCGGAUCUCAACCAGGACGGCUACCUCAACUAUGAAGAGUACAUGGUCUUUGCAGAAGCGUCAGCCAGGGAGUCAAGGGCGCGGCUGGCCUUCAACCGCGCGGCCCUCAGCGUGGUGCCACGGGGCGAACGGACGGUGGAGAAGAGAAGCUACUUGCAACAGUACCGCUGCUGCCCGCCCGCCCUCUUCAUGGUGACGGCGGCGCUGGUGGAGAUUGGCGUCUUCAUCUUCUACGCCUACGACAUGGGGGUUCCUGUCACCGCUAACGGCCCGGCGCCCCUCUACAGCCCCCUCAUCUACAACCCUUACAGGCGUUAUGAGGCCUGGCGCUACGUCAGCUACGCCCUCAUCCACUCUGGCUACAUGCAUCUGAUAAUGAACUUAGUAAUGCAGACGAUCCUUGGGUUGCUGCUGGAGUUGGUGCACGGCUGGUGGCGGGUCGGGCUCAUCUACAUGUCGGGGGUGCUGGCAGGGUCCCUCUCGCAGUCCCUCGCAAUGCCCCGGGCCUACCUCGCUGGGGCAUCAGGGGGCGUGUAUGCCAUUGUCUAUGCUCACUUGGGGAAUCUUCUGCUGAACUGGUCGGAGAUGGAGUUCCGAUGGCUGCAGCUCGUGGCGUGCCUCGCUCUCUCCGUCGGGGACAUCUCCAUGGCUCUCUGGGACACCUACGGAAGCCCCACGCCCUCCAACACGGGUCACCUGGCGCACUUGGGCGGCGCUAUCGCAGGUGUGCUGGUGGGCAUCUACGUGCUGAGGAACCUGAAGAUGAGGCGGUGGGAGAAGUACUGUUGGUGGGUGGCGCUGAUCCUCUACCUGGUGCUUAUAGGCGCAGGGAUCAUCCUCAACGCUACCUUACCUGUGCCUGGCUUCUUCCCAUCCAACGAUAAAUAGUGGGGGGAAGGGAGUGGGUGUUGCGGAGGUAGAAGGAGGGGGGUGGGUAAGGGGGUAAGGGAGUAGUGUGUGUGUGUGUGUGUGUAUGUGUGUGUGUGUGUGUGUGUGUGUGUGUGUAGACUGCGCUUGUAUAUAUGAUAAAAUAUAUUUACGUGUUGUGUUCCCGUUUCACCUCGCGGGCAAGACUAAUGGACAGAAUGUUUCCUGUUGCUUGUUUAUUUGUUUGUGUUCAUGUGUGUGUGUGUGUGUGUGUGUGUGUGUGUGUGUGUGUGUGUGUGUGUGUG
Messenger RNA from Eriocheir sinensis (Chinese mitten crab), 3145 nucleotides. It is a transcript of the gene rho-4, whose product is annotated as rhomboid-related protein 2-like. The transcript is spliced from 8 exons. Gene Ontology annotation, cellular component: membrane. Gene Ontology annotation, molecular function: serine-type endopeptidase activity; calcium ion binding. The record is from RefSeq and is a predicted model, not a curated record. NCBI's taxonomy places the organism in Eukaryota, Metazoa, Arthropoda, Malacostraca, Decapoda, Varunidae. The coding region runs from base 1806 to 2861 and encodes 351 amino acids.